CUCCCUCUCAUUAUCUUCACGAUGCCUUCUACCACCACAAAUGGCACAAUCCCAGCUCCUGGCAACUCGGCCAACGACAACAUCCGCCGUUUCGCUGCACCCAGCCGGCCUCUGAGCCCUCGUGCUGAACACACCCUCUUCCACGAUAAGACGAGAUGUUUUGUCUACGGUCUCCAGCCCCGAGCUGUCCAGGGCAUGCUUGACUUCGACUUCAUCUGUAAGCGCAAGACGCCUUCAGUUGCAGGCAUCAUAUACACAUUCGGCGGUCAAUUCGUCAGCAAGAUGUACUGGGGAACCAGCGAGACUCUGCUGCCAGUCUACCAAGAUGUGAACAAGGCAAUGGCAAAGCACAGUGAUGUAGACACAGUGGUGAAUUUUGCAUCAUCUCGAAGUGUGUACACCUCGACUAUGGAGCUUAUGGAAUAUCCUCAAAUCAAAUCAAUUGCCAUUAUUGCUGAGGGUGUGCCGGAAAGACGUGCCCGUGAGAUUCUCCACGUAGCCAAGAAGAAGGGCAUCACCAUUAUUGGCCCUGCCACCGUCGGUGGAAUUAAGCCUGGAUCCUUCAAAAUUGGUAACACUGGUGGUAUGAUGGACAACAUCGUAGCCUCAAAGCUGUACCGCAAAGGAUCAGUAGGAUAUGUCUCCAAGUCCGGUGGUAUGUCCAACGAGUUGAACAACAUUGUUGCGAACACCACGGAUGGUGUCUAUGAGGGUGUAGCCAUUGGUGGUGACAGAUACCCAGGCACAACUUUCAUUGACCAUCUCCUGAGAUAUGAAGCCGACCCCGAAUGCAAAAUCUUGCUCCUUUUGGGAGAGGUUGGAGGUGUUGAGGAAUACCGAGUCAUUGAGGCUGUAAAGGCAGGAAUCAUUAAAAAGCCGAUCGUUGCAUGGGCAAUUGGGACUUGUGCAAGUAUGUUCAAGACUGAAGUUCAAUUUGGACAUGCUGGUUCAUUCGCCAACUCGCAGCUCGAGACCGCCGCCGUGAAGAACAAGUCCAUGAAAGAGGCUGGGUUCUUCGUCCCAGACACUUUCGAGGACCUACCACAGCUUGUGAGCCAAGUCUACCAAAAGCUCGUCAAAGAUGGUACCAUUGUCCCACAACCAGAGCCCGUUGUACCAAAGAUCCCCAUUGAUUACGCGUGGGCUCAAGAACUUGGACUCAUCCGUAAACCCGCCGCCUUCAUCUCAACCAUCUCCGAUGACCGUGGACAGGAGCUGUUGUACGCUGGUAUGCCAAUUUCAGAUGUUUUCAGAGAGGACAUUGGUAUUGGAGGUGUUAUGUCGCUUCUCUGGUUCCGUCGUCGUCUCCCAGACUAUGCUAGCAAGUUUCUUGAGAUGGUGCUCAUGUUGACUGCCGAUCACGGUCCAGCCGUCUCCGGUGCGAUGAACACGAUUAUUACUACAAGAGCAGGAAAGGAUUUGAUCAGUGCGCUUGUCAGUGGUCUCUUAACCAUCGGAUCAAGAUUCGGCGGUGCUCUUGAUGGUGCUGCUGAGGAGUUCUCCAAGGCCUUCGACAAGGGUCUCAGCCCACGUGAUUUCGUCGACACCAUGCGCAAGCAGAACAAGCUCAUCCCAGGUAUUGGCCACAAGGUUAAGUCCCGCAACAACCCUGAUCUUCGUGUCGAGCUUGUGAAGGAGUUUGUCAAGAAGCGUUUCCCUAGCUGCAAGAUGCUCGACUAUGCUCUUGCUGUCGAGUCGGUCACCACUUCGAAGAAGGACAACUUGAUCUUGAACGUCGAUGGUGCCGUGGCCGUUUGCUUCGUUGAUCUGAUGCGCAACUGCGGCGCGUUCACGCCAGAGGAGGCUGAAGACUACAUGCAAAUGGGUGUAUUGAACGGUCUGUUCGUCUUGGGUCGCAGCAUUGGUUUGAUUGCCCAUUACCUUGAUCAAAAGAGACUGCGUACUGGCCUUUACAGACAUCCUUGGGAUGAUAUUACCUACCUCUUGCCAACCCUGUCAUCUGGUGCUGCUCCAGGCAGCGUAGGUCGUGUUGAGGUGCAAAUGUAG
Lachnellula hyalina is the source of this 2007-nucleotide messenger RNA. RefSeq names its product putative ATP-citrate synthase subunit (gene B14D6.310). Gene Ontology annotation, molecular function: ATP citrate synthase activity. Gene Ontology annotation, biological process: tricarboxylic acid cycle; fatty acid biosynthetic process; acetyl-CoA biosynthetic process. The record is from RefSeq and is a predicted model, not a curated record. NCBI's taxonomy places the organism in Eukaryota, Fungi, Ascomycota, Leotiomycetes, Helotiales, Lachnaceae. The annotation marks the transcript as partial. The transcript has 2 exons. Gene Ontology annotation, cellular component: cytosol.